Molecule: messenger RNA, 771 nt
Organism: Arachis stenosperma
Lineage: Eukaryota; Viridiplantae; Streptophyta; Magnoliopsida; Fabales; Fabaceae
Product: upstream activation factor subunit UAF30-like
Exons: 2
Coding region: 162-569 (135 amino acids)
Cellular component (GO): nucleus
Source: RefSeq, a predicted model, not a curated record
AGCAAGCUGGAAGAGGAAGAGCGAAAGAGAACCCAAAACCCACACUAUCGUAGUCUCGUUUAUUGUGUUCACUCUACACUAGUUCUACCACUACUCCCUGUUAGGGUUUUUCACUUUUCAAAAAUAUUCCAACAAAACCAAGGUUUUUUUGCACUGCGAUCAUGGCACCAGCUAAGGUUUUUGGCGCUUUCGCCGGAAGAGCGCUCAUGGCUGCUGCGGCCAAGGCCGGAGCUUCCGCCACAGCCAAGAAGGCGGCGUCCGGUGGAGCUAUCACCGCGACUAAGGCGGCGAAGAAGGCGCCGAGCAGGCCGCGGAACAACGUGGGGAUACAGAAGGUAGUGCCGGUGUCUUCCGAGCUCGGAAGCUUCCUCGGUGCUUCGGAGGUGUCCCGAACUCACGCUGUGAAGAGAGUGUGGGAGUACAUCAAGCUGCAGAAUCUUCAGAAUCCUAGUAAUAAGAAGGAGAUCUUUUGUGAUGACAAGUUGAAGACUAUUUUUGAUGGGAAAGACAAGGUCGGGUUCACAGAGAUUGCAAGAUUGCUAGCUACCCAUUUUGUAAAAUCAGGCUAGUGAUAUUCACCUUUGUUGGACUGUUGAUGAUGAUGAUGAUGAUGAUGGUAACUUGAUUUUUAGUACAUUAAGUAGGUCUUUUUUUUGUGCAUGGUUUGUGACCAACCACUAAAGAAACUUGGAUUUUGUAAUUUCAGACAAUUGGGUUCCGACGUGAUGUUCUUUUGUUUCACGUUUGCUAUCUCAUUGUUAAGAUUAUGCA